AGAGAAUUUAAGAAAAAAAAACAAGUGUAAAAAGGUGUGAGAAAAUUUUGGAUAUAUAAAUUAUUGUGCAACUAACAUGCAAGCCGGUAGAAGAAGAAAAGAAGCUCGAGGUCAUUCAAAGGCAACAGAAAUGACGAAGACGAUAUUUGGAAGGCAACUUUGGCUGGUUGGUCUCUGUGGAUUAUUGCUGUUUGGCAUUCAAAUUGAUCUUGCCAGGUCUGCGCCUGCAGGCGAGGAUGAUGGAGCGGCCCUCAUCAUUACAACAACCAACAAUCCAACAUUGGAUACAACAACAGCAGCAACACAAGAGACUGAAGUCUCUGCGCCAACAGCAACCUCAACAACAGCAGCCGCAGCAGCAGCAAUUGGCAUAGAACAAAGCAGCAGCAGCAGCAGCAGCACGAGCAGUGAGGCAUCUGUGGAUAGUUCAACGACUUCAGUUCUAGAAACAACAACACCAACACCGACAAUACCAACAACAAGCAACAAAUUGAAUGAGACCCAAGUUGAGGCUAAAGCUGAAAUAAACACAACAUUGCCACCAUCGUUAUCGUCUUCAUCAUCGAUUGCCCAAGAGGAAACCACUUUACGGUCAACAAGCAUUGAACCAAUUACCUCCACUGAGCCCACAACAACACCCAGACUUGAUAAUGAAGAGUCCACCUCGCAGCAGCCACAAGCAGCAGAUGCAUCACAUAUACAGCAUAUACCUCUAAGAGAUGACCAUGCAGAGGGCAGCAGCACCACUGAACAUCAACAACACGAGGAGCAACAGCAACAGAAUGAGCUGCUGUUGAAUCAAAUCUCCAAUGAAAAUGAUGAUGAUGUCAAGGAUUUGAAUAAUUUUCGACAUCCGGCCACGCUUAUAACGGCCAACAAUUCCGAUGAGACUGAGACAGAAUCAAGUUCAGUUAAUGAAAAGGAAAGUGAAAAGACAACAGCAGCAGCAGCAGAAGCAGCAACAAGCACUACAGCAACAGCAAGCACUCCAACAUCGACGACGGAAUCGCCCAUUCAAAGUGAGCAUGAAGAAGAUCCGUAUCAUGUUCAUAUACUGUCCGAGAAUCAUGAUCGCCUGGCCGAACAUGAAGAUUAUCAAAUGCUUUCAAGCACCACUGAAGAGUCACUAACAUCGACAACAAGCGCAACAACAACAACCACAACCAGUGAGUCGGGUAUUGUUGUUAGCCUGGAGAAUAAGGCUACAGCCGAGCCAGAUACCAUAACAACAACAACAACAACAACCACAUCGAGAGCACGUGCCAUGCAUAUGAAUGAGCAGGCCGAAGAAGAAGCAGCUACCACCAAUGUGCCAGACAGCGAAUCAGGUCCAGUGAUUAACAUUGUUGAAGGACAACAUCAACAGCAACACCAACACCAGGAGGAGGCCAGCAGCAGUACUACAACCUCAACCACAACCACAACGGAGCCAUCACCAUUUGUGGCUUUUGCUGGUGAGGGACGUUCAGCGGGUGGCAGUGACGACGAAGAUGCAGUGGAGCUGUUCCAUCAGCUACACAAUUCAACCACUCACGAGGCUCUCAUGGAUCUCAGCGAUGUUAGCAUGGAUGAGGAUAGCAGCAACACGACUGCAACAUCCACAACAACAUCCACGACAACCGCUCAACCGGAAACGGAAAUGCCAAAAAUUGUUGAAGUCACUGUCAGUGGAGAUACCAUGCAACGCGAAUGUCAAGCCCAGGAUAAGACCUAUAAGCAUGGCGAGAAUAUGGAUCGCGAUUGUGAUGAACGUUGCACCUGCAAUCGUGGCGAAUGGAUUUGUGAGCCACGCUGCAAGGGUCUCAGCUAUCCCAAGGGCAGUCAACGCAGUAUGGCCAAUCCGAAUUGCCAGGAACGCAUAGUGGAUGAAGACGAGUGUUGUCGCCUAAUGGAAUGCAAUGAGCCAUUGCUAGAACCAACAUUAACCACAACAGUACAGGAAGCUGGCAUAGUAAAUGCCAAUGAAACAACUGAUACUGAAGCCACACCCAAGCCAAAACCCAAUGAUUGCCAUUAUCAGGGUGAAACCUAUAAAUUCCGCGAACGUCUUGAGAUUGGCUGUGAGGAGAUCUGUCAUUGCGAAGAAGCUGGCAAGAUGAACUGCCGUCCCAGAUGUCCGGAGAAAAAUCAUACGCGUGCCGAUAAGUGUGUCUAUGUCAAGGAUCCCAAAGAUGUGUGUUGUCAAUUGGAGUUGUGUGAUGUCACCCUGGAUGAUCAUGAACAGCAGCAUGGGCAACAAAAUGGCCUGGAUGAUCAGCAGCAUUUGCUAUUUAAUCUACAAGAGCAGGCCCGUGAUGCAGGUUCCGCACAUGCAGAGCCAACCUGCUCCUUUAAGGGCGCUACCUAUGAAGUGGGUCAACAGUUCAAUGAUGGCUGCGAACAGCUGUGCAUCUGCAAUGAACGAGGCAUCCAUUGUGCCAAAGUGGAAUGUCCCUCUAAUUUCGGUCUCGAUGUCUUGAAUCCACAUUGCAUCAAAUGGGAAACGGUGCCCGCUAACUUUGUGCCCAGUCCGCCCCAUUGCUGUCCCGAGAGCAUGCGUUGUGUCGACAAUGGCACCUGCACCUAUCAGGGCAUGGAAUUUGAGAAUUGGUCACCCAUACCAGCCAAUCUGACAGGUUGUGAUCAGAAUUGCUUCUGUGAUAAUGGUAAGGUCGAGUGUCGUCCGGCUUGUCCCCCGGUUUUGGCGUUACCACCAUCGGAUUUGCCCUGCGAACCAUCGCUGGCUCGUCUAUUGCCCAUACCCGAUGAUGAGUGCUGCAAGCAUUGGGCUUGUGCUCCGCUCAUACCCAAAAUUGGUGCUGCCGGCCACGAUGAGCAAACAGAAACAACAACAACAAAAACACCAACGACAGCGACAGCAACAACAACUACAACAGCAACCAUGACGACUGCAACUAGCAAAAUGCCAAAACCAUCGGAAUAUGAGAAGAAACCUUCAACUGGCGCCUUCUAUCCCACUCUGGAUGGCAAGCCACCAAAAAUUGGCAGCAGCAGCGGAAUCUUUGAGAAACCUCACAAAAAGGCACAACAACAACAGCAACAACAACAACAGAAUGAUAUUAAAUACGAUGUUCAUGAGGAUCAGCAUGAGGAUAAUGGUGCUCCAUUGCCACCUCAUGGUGGCUUUGUGCCCUUGCAAUUGGGUGGACACAAUUACAAUGACUAUCAGCAACAUCAGCUGCAACAGCAACAGCAUCAGCAGCAGCAGCAGCAGCAACAUCUUGGCCCUUAUGGCUUUUAUAACCCAGUGAAGCCAGCCUAUGAUGGUUACAAUCCUUAUGAACCCUAUGAUAUAAACCCCAAUGGCAUACCUCAGGGAAAGCCACCGCCAGCGCCAACUAGUCAAUCGGAUUUGUUUAACAUUUUGGGAGCCGAACAACCAGCACGACCAGGUCCUGGACCAGUUCUAUCGGGUCAAAAGGAUAAUCAUAAUCUGCAGCCGCAUGUCAGGAUUGAGCAGAUUCUACAACAUUUGCAACAAAGUGUUCCAGGCGGACAGCCACCACCUCCGCCGACAUCACAACAGCAGCAGCAACAACAACAACAACAUCCUGGUCACUAUGUACCCAUAGUUCAUAGUGGAUUGCCUCCACCGCCGCCAGCUCAUGGCAUUGCAAUUGUCGACGGCCAACCAGUGGCCUAUGAGAGUUAUCCAGUUAUACCUGGUUUGGGUGUGCCACCGGCAACGCAUCAACAUCAACAUCAACAUCAUCAGCAGCAGCAGCAGCAGCAACAGCAACAUCAGCUAACAGUACCGCCCAGUUCCAGCACCACAUCUGGGCUAUCCACUCAGGCCAGUGAGCAUAGUCUCCAUCAAAGUCAGAAUCAGGAUAAACUACCCAAACAGCAAUCAGGCUUGAACAACUUGCAACCCGAUAUCGAAGUGCAUACUCUGGAGGCAAUCGAUCCGCGUACCAUACGCAUUGUGUUCACUGUACCUCAGGUCUAUGUGAAUUUGCAUGGACGUGUUGAGUUGCGUUAUACAAAUGGUCCUGGUAACGAUACAUCCAACUGGGAUCAACAGAUCUUUGCCCCGCCGGAAGAUCUUAUAGCCACCUCACAAAUGGAAUUCGAUUUACCAGGACUGGAACCGAAUUCUUUAUACAAAGUGAAAAUAACUUUAAUCUUACGCGAUUUGAAUUCCCAGCCAACGAGCAGCGUUUUUACUGUGAAAAUGCCAGCAGAACGUACAAUCACACCGCCACCACAGAUAUCGGACUAUAGACCCGAUUUCCAGGAUAUAUUCAAGACCGUUGAGGAUCCUGAACUGAAUGUGAGCGAAACAAAUGCCACUUGGUUGCAAUUGACAUGGAAGAAAUUGGGUGAUGAGCAAAUGGAAUAUGUGGAUGGAGUUCAAUUGCGUUACAAGGAACUAACUGGCAUGAUCUAUUCCUCUUCCCCGCUGAUACACCGCACUCUGACCAGCUAUACCAUACAGAACUUGCAGCCGGAUACGGCAUAUGAGAUUGGCUUGUAUUACAUACCAUUUGCUGGUCAUGGCGCCGAAUUGAGGGCUGGCCAUAUGAUCAAAGUGCGCACAGCACCCAAGGUAGAUGUCUAUGGCUUCGAUGUCACCGUGAAUGUGACUAAAGUGAAAACACAAAGCGUUGAGAUCUCAUGGAAUGGUGUACCCUAUCCGGAGGACAAGUUCGUUCACAUCUAUCGGGCUAUCUAUCAGAGUGAUGCUGGCAAAGAGGAUUCCAGUGUAUUCAAGGUAGCCAAGAGAGACAGCACCACCGGCACGCUGAUAAUGGAUCUGAAACCGGGCACCAAAUAUCGCCUCUGGUUGGAAAUGUAUCUCACCAAUGGCAACACAAAGAAGAGUAAUGUAGUUAAUUUCAUUACCAAGCCGGGAGGUCCAGCGACACCAGGAAAAACUGGCAAACUUCUCACUGCCGGCACGGAUCAACCAGUGGGCGAUUAUUAUGGUCCUCUGGUUGUGGUCUCAGUGGUGGCUGCCUUGGCCAUUAUGUCCACCUUGGCCUUAUUGUUAAUUAUCACCCGGAGACGUGUUCAUCAAACGGCAUCUAUAACACCGCCACGCAAAAGUGAUGCGGCCUACGAUAAUCCCUCAUAUAAAGUAGAGAUCCAACAAGAAACAAUGAAUCUGUAAUUGGCCUUAAAAGCAAAACUCGCCCAAAACUAGUUAAAACAAACGAAAAAUACAUUUUCUUGUACAUAUUUAAAAGUGAAAAGAGGAGGAACAAAACUUUAACUCAGUGUCAGUAAAAAUAAUGAAAGCAAAAUAUAAACAAAUUAUAGAAGCGAAAGAAAAAAAAACAUAUACAUAAAUUGGCCGCCAUGUUGUAUGUAGGGGUUAAGUAAGUCUUUAAACAAUAUCAAUAUAAAUAAAAAAAAUUUUAUGUGUGUGUAUAUAUAUAGAGAGAGAGUGAGACGGAGAAACUCCAAGCAAAACCCAAAAUUGGCCUUAAAAACAAAACAAUUGAAUGAUUAUCGGAAAAAAUAUCGAGUAGUUAGUUUAACUUGUAAAUUUUAGCUUUACACUAUAUAAUUAUAAUACAAAAUCGAACGUCUCUCUAUUAGGGAUCAGCGAAAUAAAGAUCAACAGCUUUCCCUUUAUAUAUUUGAGGCGUUCUCGCAAGUAACAGUCCAUAAAUAUUUAAAUUAGUUUUUAAAACGUACAGAGAGAUAUGCAAAA
Drosophila willistoni is the source of this 5659-nucleotide messenger RNA. It is a transcript of the gene sas, whose product is annotated as putative epidermal cell surface receptor. The coding region runs from base 77 to 5113 and encodes 1678 amino acids. Gene Ontology annotation, molecular function: protein binding. The record is from RefSeq and is a predicted model, not a curated record. NCBI's taxonomy places the organism in Eukaryota, Metazoa, Arthropoda, Insecta, Diptera, Drosophilidae. The transcript has 9 exons.